AUGAGCGUUUUCGAUCGAGUAAAAGAGCAAGUCGCGUUUGAUAGUAGAUGGACAAGUGGUCCACACAAAUCGUUCGUCGGCGGCACACCAACAUCAACCUACGCUGAUGUGGUCUCAACCGCAUUCGAAGAUGCGAACAGCACAAUGAAUUUCGCGAGGCAUUCGAAAUUCGAUGAAAUGUAUUAUCCAUAUUUGGGAACAUUCCGCGAGCGGCCAAUGUAUACUUCAAUUGCGCCGUCUUUGUGCAUAAACAGAUCAAAUCGGGCAAUCGGCUAUGAUUUGGCGCCACAUCGAGCUUAUAGUCCAAGACAAGGUGAAUGGCUUAUUGAGAAAGAUAAGAAGCAAAGGGUGAAGAGAGCCCGCAGCUUAUUGAGCCUUUCGUCAAGUGUUCAGCCACCACUUCCACCGCUUUCGCGUCGCAGCUAUGAAGUUCCAACGGAUACUCUGAGACACCAAAAUCAAUUUUUGUAUUGGAACGGCCGUGCUCGCGGUCUUGAUUACGUUGCUCCAUUCCUUCGCCGCGAGGAUUAUUCGAGGUGCGAGGAUCGACGUUAUCAGCGUAUCUACUGGUCGCCGCAAUUUAUUGACCUCCUUCCUUCAUGCCGUCAUUCAACGCAUCUGAUGCUCUCUGCUUAUUAG
Messenger RNA from Caenorhabditis bovis, 639 nucleotides. The record is from the annotation of a GenBank genome assembly. Lineage: Eukaryota; Metazoa; Nematoda; Chromadorea; Rhabditida; Rhabditidae.